This is a messenger RNA of Suillus subaureus, 1827 nucleotides long. RefSeq lists its product as uncharacterized. The record is from RefSeq and is a predicted model, not a curated record. Gene Ontology annotation, molecular function: monooxygenase activity; flavin adenine dinucleotide binding. NCBI's taxonomy places the organism in Eukaryota, Fungi, Basidiomycota, Agaricomycetes, Boletales, Suillaceae. The coding region runs from base 1 to 1827 and encodes 608 amino acids. The transcript has 11 exons.
AUGUCGAACAAACUGGUCCUCCCUACCCUCGAUAACCUCAGAAGCUCGGUUGCUCCCGAUGUCAAUGUUCAAGCGGUGGCGAGUCAAUGGUUCUCAGCUUUCGCGGAAGCGAUGCAGUCAAAGAACAUAGCAGCGGUCAUAGAUCUCCUUGUUGAUGAUGUCUUCUGGCGCGAUAUGCUCGCCUUAACAUGGGACUUUCACACCUUCCAAAGUACCCCUUCCGUUAAGAAAUUCCUCGCAGACCAACUCCCACUGUUUACCUUGUCCUCUUUCAAACUCAGGAAAGAUCUGGUAGAGCUUCAGAGACCAUACCCUGAUAUCGCGUGGAUUCAAGCGUUUUUUGACUUUGAAACUACAGUCGGCAUUGCAUCUGGGGUGUUCCGGCUUGUGCCCCUCGCGGAUGGCUCAUGGAAGGCCCACACCGUCUUCACCAACUUGGAAAAUCUCAAAGGUUUCCCAGAACAGAAUGGGCCCAGACGAGACCACCAGCCAAACCAUGGAAAGUGGGCCGCGAAGCGUGCGCGUGAGGUCGAAUGUAUCGAUGAGGAGCCCAGCGUCGUAGUGAUAGGAGGCGGGCAGAGUGGGCUCGAUGUUGCAGCGCGGCUUAAGAUGCUUGGCAUGAAGACUCUAGUAGUGGAAAAGAACGAGAGAAUUGGUGAUAAUUGGAGGAAGCGCUAUGCAGCGCUGUGUCUCCAUGAUCCCGUCUGGUAUGACCACAUGCCAUACAUUCCGUUCCCUGCCUCGUGGCCUGUGUAUACGCCUGCAUUGAAACUCGCAGAUUGGCUGGAAUCGUAUGCACACAGUAUGGAGCUCGAUGUUUGGACUAGCGCUACGGUCAUGUCCGUCGUUCCGGGCACGAAGGGAAAGAAAUGGACUGUGACAGUCCAACGUGCCGACAAAAAGGAGCGUACCUUUGAGGUCAAUCAUGUCGUAUUCGCCUUGGGCUUCGGCAGUGGUAUGGGCCGAAUUCCAGAUAUCCCAGGGCAGGAUGAUUUCAAGGGGCAGAUAUUGCAUUCCAGCAAACACAAUCUCGCAACUGAUCACGCAGGGAAAAAGGUCGCCGUUGUCGGGGCUUGCACGUCUGCGCAUGACAUAUGUGCGGACUACGUUGAAAAUGGCGUUGAUGUGACCAUGGUUCAACGCAGCCCGAGUUACAUCAUGACCACAAAGGAGGGCAUGCCGAGGUUAAUGGCGAUCUUCUGGGAGGGUGGCCCUCCCACUGAUGUUGCGGAUCGCGUGAACGCAUCUUACCCGAAUUCAUUGCUCAAAUUAAUGCAUCAACGUGUCACCAAGGACAUCGCUGAGGCGGAUAAGGAGCUUCUUGACGGCCUGCGAAAACGAGGCUUCAAGACAACUUUGGGUGAUGAUGACUCUGGCUUUCUACUUAUGGCAUGGAAUAAGGGAGGAGGAUAUUAUCUUGACGUCGGAGCUUCACAGAUGAUCAUCGACGGGAAGAUCAAACUCAAGAGCGAUGGGCCAAUCUCGCGCUUCACGCAGACAGGUUUACUUUUCGAAGACGGUUCCACUCUCGAUGCGGACGUGGUCACAUUGCGGUUCACAAUAUCAGCUACGCCUGAUGCACGUCAUUCAUAUCGUGCUCUGCUUCCGGAGUCACUGGGUGACAAAUUGUAUCCUAUUUGGGGCCUUGACAAUGAAGGGGAGUUGAACAGUGUCUGGCGCGAAGUCGGUGGGCGCAGCAAAGACGGAGAACUCAAUGGCAUAUGGUGCAUGAUGGGGAACUUGGCGCUUUGUAGGUUCCACUCCAAGCAUCUCGCAUUGCAAAUCAAAUCGUACGAAGAGGGAAUUUUUGGGACAAGGUAUCAGUGA